Bicyclus anynana (squinting bush brown) is the source of this 574-nucleotide messenger RNA. Its product is annotated as MD-2-related lipid-recognition protein. Lineage: Eukaryota; Metazoa; Arthropoda; Insecta; Lepidoptera; Nymphalidae. The record is from RefSeq and is a predicted model, not a curated record. The transcript has 4 exons. The coding region runs from base 65 to 541 and encodes 158 amino acids.
UUUAACAGGCCAGCUCGUUAUCGAAUUGCCGACGCACUGAUUUACUUCAUUCGUAAACAACUUUAUGUUCAAAAUGGCCGUCCGCGCAGUUUUAAUUGUCGCCCUAUACAUUUUAAACGUGGCAAGUGCUGAAUACGUAAACAGAAAGUUCUGUUCGAACGUGGAUCACUCCAAGUGUAGCAUCCACAGCGUGCAGCUGGACCCGUGUCCCGACGGUCCCGGAUUCUGUCUCUUGCGCCGCGAGAAGCCCUAUCGACUCAGCUUUGAUUUUACACCAAAAUUCGAAGCGGCGAAACUACAGCUAUCAGUACUAAGCGAUGACGACAACAGUGGCAACUUCAGCACCGUGGUGCUUCCACCGCACAGCGCGUGCGACCACCAGCGGUGCCCCUUGGAGGACUACGUCAGAACUUCGUAUGACGUUGACUUCGUAUUCGUUAAGAAAGUUUACGGUAAAUUCCCGAUCCAGAUGAAACUGUGGAACGAACUCGACCAAUCGGAAGCUUGCUGCUUUACAUUUACUGUCAAAACAUUAAAAUAAUUAGAGUAUAAUAAAAUAUUAUAAAAAAAUGUA